AAGAUGAAGUUUGAGGACCUUCUAUUAGAGAUUAACGGUUUUGGAAAGUUCCAGAUAAUGAUUUUGUGCAUCAAUUUCUUUUGUCGUAUCACCAUACCAUGUCAUUUCCUGCUGAACAAUUUCAUUGCAGCUAUUCCGACUCACCAUUGUGACAUCAGUGCUCUGGACGUCAGUGAUGUUUUUGGAAACCUUAGUCAGGAACAAAGGUUGGCUGUCAGUGUUCCAGUGAUGAAAAAUGGGAAGUGGAGUUCUUGUCUUAUGUUUACAGAGCCUCAGCUCCAGCUCUUGACGGGUUCCUCUAAUUCUACUGACCUCCCGACGGUGGCGUGUCUGGAUGGAUGGGUUUACGACAACAGCACUUUCGUCAGCACUCUGGCCUCUCAGUGGGAUUUGGUAUGUGAGAAGAGAGCAAUGAAUAAAGCCAUGGCGACCAUUUUCUUUGUUGGGGUCAUGUUUGGAGCAGCUGUGUUUGGCAGCCUGAGUGACAGGUACGGGCGAAAGAUCAUGUUGUUGGUGUCAUAUAUCUCUGGAAUGGGUUUUGGAUUGGCUAGUGCUUUUGCCUCCUCCCUCAUCAUGUUCUCUGUGUUGAGAUUCUUCACUGGUUUCAGUAUCACAGGAAUUGCCAUUGUCUCAACUGUUCUCAAUGUGGAGUGGGUAGAUGUCAAAUACAGGAAGUUGGUGGGGGUGAUUGACAGCUUGUCAUGGACGUUUGGGAUUAUGUGUUUAUCACUGAUAGCAUACUGUGUUAGAGACUGGAGAUGGCUGACUGUUGCUGUCACAUUACCCAUCACACUGGGCAUCAUCUCCUGGAGGUGGGUCCCAGAGUCUGCGCGGUGGCUAGUAGCUACUGGUCAGCUGGAUAAAGCUCAUCAUUACCUAAAACAAUGUGCCAUCAUGAACCAGAGGGAAGGAGCCAUCUCCACCAUUACACCACAGACCCUCAAGUCUAUCAUAGUGAAUGAAGAAGGAACCAGGAAGUACUCCUAUCUGGAUUUGGUGAGAACACCAAAGAUUAGGAGACUUGCUUUGUUCACUGGUAUUGCUUGGCUUUGCGUUGCCACUACUGCAUAUGGCAUAAGUUUCAACAUCACUGGCUUUGGCUUGAAUCCAUACCUGACUCAGUUUCUGUACGGCGUUGUCGAGAUUCCCUCUAAAUUCAGUGUCUACUGGCUGCUUGAUCGGUUUGGGCGGAGGAAAACUGAAGUUGGAUCUCUUCUACUGGCUGGGGUCUGUCUCAUGAUUAACAUAUUCAUAUCCAAAGAUCAGUGGAUUGCUCGUUCUACAGUGGCUGUGUUAGGCAGAGGUUUCUGUGCAGCUGCCUUUGGGACAAUAGUGUUGUACAGCUCUGAGCUCUAUCCGACCGUGAUUAGACAGAAUGGGAUGGGUUAUACCUCCUUCAUGGCUCGGCUGGGUGUAUCUAUGGCUCCUCUCAUUCUUCUGUUGGAGGAUGUGUGGAGUGACCUACCUCAGGUGGUGCUCUGUUCCACUGCUCUGAUUGGUGCUAUGGCUGCCCGUCUGUUGCCUGAGACAAGCAACAGGUGUCUGCCCGAAACCAUUGAAGACAUUGAGGGAACUAGGAAAGAACUGAUCUUGAGUGAGAAGAAUGACAAGGAGUAGAGGAGAGAAGAGUGGAGAUGAGAGGAAGCCUGUCCAAUGUACCCCAGUCAUUUUCAAGUUUAUUUAGAGCCCAAUAUCACUGUUUAAAGUCUUAAAGGGCUUUACAUGCACACAAAACAGGAUGGCACCCCCUGACUUAAUCCUCAUAGCGGGC
Messenger RNA from Chanos chanos (milkfish), 1771 nucleotides. RefSeq names its product solute carrier family 22 member 7-like. The record is from RefSeq and is a predicted model, not a curated record. Bases 4 to 1617 code for a protein of 537 amino acids. Gene Ontology annotation, cellular component: membrane. Gene Ontology annotation, biological process: transmembrane transport. The transcript is spliced from 10 exons. Gene Ontology annotation, molecular function: transmembrane transporter activity. NCBI's taxonomy places the organism in Eukaryota, Metazoa, Chordata, Actinopteri, Gonorynchiformes, Chanidae.